AUGGAACCAAUGAACCAUACAUGGGUUGUGGAAUUCCUUCUCCUGGGACUUUCAGAGGAUGCAGCCCUGCAGUUUCUCAUCUUCGGACUUUUCCUUUCCACGUACCUGAUCACUGUAAGUGGGAACCUGCUCAUUGUCCUGGCCAUUCUCUUAGAAACCCACCUCCACAUUCCCAUGUACUUCCUCCUCGCAAACCUGUCCUUGGUCGACAUCUUCUUGACAUCCAUCACCAUCCCCAAGAUGCUGGUGAACAUCCAGAAGCAGAUCAAAACCAUCAGCCAUGCAGGCUGCAUCACACAGAUGUUCUUCUUCUUAAUUAUUGUAUUGCUGGACAACUUUCUUCUGGCUGUGAUGGCCUAUGACCGGUUUGUGGCCAUCUGUCACCCGCUAAACUAUACAGUCAUCAUGAAUCUCCGGCUCUGUGUGCAGCUGGUUCUGCUGUGCUGGACCAUCAGUGUCCUGGUUGCCCUUAUGCACAGCUUACUGGUGCUGAGGCUGAGCUUCUGCACACACGUGGAAAUUCCCCACUUUUUUUGUGAGUUGAAUCAGGUGGUCCACAGAACCUGUUCUAACACCUUUCUCAAUGACCUCAUACUAUAUUUAGCAACUGUGCUGCUGGCGGGAGGCCCCCUGACUGGGAUCCUGUACUCCUACUCCAAGAUCGUCUCCUCCAUCCGUGCCAUUUCAUCCGCUCAAGGCAAGUAUAAAGCCUUUUCCACCUGUGCCUCUCACCUCUCUGUAGUUUUCUUAUUUUAUGGCACAGGUUUAGGUGUGUACCUUAGUUCUUCUAUUAGCCAUGAUUCACAUUCCACUUCAAUGGCCUCGGUGAUGUACACAGUGGUCACCCCCAUGCUGAACCCCUUCAUCUACAGCCUGAGGAACACAGACAUGAAGAAGGCUCUGAAAAGAGUGUUGUUCCAUAAAUGCUAG
This is a messenger RNA of Ochotona princeps (American pika), 930 nucleotides long. Its product is annotated as olfactory receptor 7A10-like. The transcript has a single exon. Gene Ontology annotation, molecular function: olfactory receptor activity; G protein-coupled receptor activity. The record is from RefSeq and is a predicted model, not a curated record. Gene Ontology annotation, cellular component: membrane. The coding region runs from base 1 to 930 and encodes 309 amino acids. Gene Ontology annotation, biological process: G protein-coupled receptor signaling pathway. NCBI's taxonomy places the organism in Eukaryota, Metazoa, Chordata, Mammalia, Lagomorpha, Ochotonidae.